ACAUUUGUGUAAUGUAUGUGAAUGUGUGUGUAUGUAUGUAUGCAAUACCACGUAUGUAACUUUUGGAAAGUUUUUAAAAUUCUCGAAAAAAUUGCUAAUGGAUAUGAACUAUUAUAUUGAUAUAUAUCUUACAAAAAUAAAGAAUAUUAUGUAACAAAUUGUUAUAAUUUUUGAAGACGAUAAAUGUGUUCCAAAAUUCUAAUACGGUUAAAUGUCGACGUGUCAAUAGAAUGAUGAUUUUAGCAUUAUUUUUUCAUAAAACAUGACAUAUUGUUAAGUAUUAUUUAACACUAUCAUUAUUAAAAAUUACACAGUUACAAAUUUAUAUUAAAUCAUACACAUCAUUCGAUUUAUGAGAUAUUAUGGCAACUGAUAUAUUAAAGAUUUAAAAAAUGGCUAAACAUGUAAAAUUAGUUUAAAUUAUAUGACUUUAAAUAUUGUAUUUGAAACUUUGUGAACAAUGUCAUGGAUAAGAGACAAUACUCUAAAUUGGUUUCAACAUUUGGCUAUAAGAAUUUUAAGAACUGGGCAUGUUCCUAAACAUGUAGCAUUUAUAAUGGAUGGUAAUAGACGCUAUGCAAGUAAAAAUGGAAUAGAAAAAAUAGAAGGACAUACAAAAGGAUUUGAUAAGUUUGCUGAAACUUUACAAUGGUGUACAGAUCUUGGUAUACAAGAAGUAACAUUUUAUGCAUUUAGUAUUGAAAAUUUUAAAAGGAAACAAGAAGAAGUAAAUGGGCUUCUAAAUCUUGCAGAACAAAAAUUCCAGAGAUUAUUGGAUGAAAAGGAUAAAAUACGAAAACAUGGAUUAUGUGUCCGUAUAAUUGGUAAUUUGUCGCUAUUACCUCAAAAUAUACAAGAGUUGAUAGCGGAAACUAUGAUUCUUACUAAAGAACAUAAUAAAGGAUUUCUCAAUAUUGCAUUUGCUUAUACGUCAAGAGAUGAAAUUACACAUGCUAUUAAAGAUGUAAUCGAAGGUGUUCAAAAUGGCGAUAUUCUUUCUGAAGAUAUUGAUGAAAAUUUAAUUUCCAACUGUUUAUAUACUAAUUAUUCACCAAAUCCAGAUUUAUUAAUUCGUACUUCUGGAGAAGUUAGAUUUAGCGACUUUCUUAUGUGGCAAAUAUCAAAUACAUGCAUUUAUUUUACCACUGUUUUAUGGCCAGAAUUUAAUCUGUGGGAAUUUCUCAAUGCAAUAUUUUAUUACCAAAGAUGUUAUUCUGAUAUACAAAAAGUAAUAAAAAUACAAAAUAUGAAGCAAAUAAUACAAAAUAGUAGACAAUCAACAUACAUAGACAAAUUACAUCAUAAAAGACAAAUAACACUGGAAAGAAUAUAUUUGUCAAACAUUUAAUAUAUGUAUUUAAAAAACAAAUAUGAUUAAGAUUACUUAUGAUCAUUAAAGUUUAUAUAACAUUAUA
Molecule: messenger RNA, 1415 nt
Organism: Bombus terrestris (buff-tailed bumblebee)
Lineage: Eukaryota; Metazoa; Arthropoda; Insecta; Hymenoptera; Apidae
Gene: Dhdds
Product: dehydrodolichyl diphosphate synthase complex subunit DHDDS
Exons: 6
Coding region: 461-1348 (295 amino acids)
Biological process (GO): polyprenol biosynthetic process
Cellular component (GO): dehydrodolichyl diphosphate synthase complex; endoplasmic reticulum
Molecular function (GO): ditrans,polycis-polyprenyl diphosphate synthase [(2E,6E)-farnesyl diphosphate specific] activity
Source: RefSeq, a predicted model, not a curated record